AAAAUCAAACAAAAAACUUUUAUUGAUUUGAUUUGUUUGCGUUGAGAUUUUGUUUUUGUUCUAAAAUUUUUAUUAUUCAGCUUAACAAUAGCAAACGAAGUAAAAAUAAAAUUUAUCUAUUAAAAUAAAGUGAAUGUUGUAUCUAGUUCGCAUCAAAUAGCUGUCACAUUGAUCACAAAAUAUAAAAAAUUGUUUAUAUUUUAUAUCUUUCGUAUUUUGUUAAUAUUUCUUAUAUAAAAGUUAAGAGUAUAUAAAUAAAAUGCUUCCAAGGACGUAUUACAACGAGCAAGAUAUGAGAAAACGACAAAUAGACACAUUGAAAAUCUUCAACGAUAAUGUUAUAGAGAUUGAUGAAAACUCUGAGUAUCGGGUGGAGUUUACUGCUGAUGGCAAAAAUAUGAGCUUAAAUGUUGUACUGAGCCCUGAGUUUCCUAACGAGAAGCCUUCUAUAUACGUGAAUCCCGCUGUGCCGCAUCCCUGGCUUGCGGAGAAUUCGAAUCAAAUUGUUGGUGCCCCUGGACUUAUUAAUUACAGCUUACAUUCGGAUUUAGGACGUGUAGUCCAAGCUAUUAUACGUGAGUUCCAAAGGACAUUACCGAAUCUUACAAACAGUGAUGAUAAGUGCAGCGAUGUAAGCCCACAGUCUCAGAUCAGUGCUCAGUCCUUACUGUUCCCUGAGUUAGGAGAAUUGACUAUUGAUGAAUUACAGGAGAUAUUAGAGAACCCUGACUUACAGGACAAAAUAUUAGAAAACAAUCCACAACUAGUACAAUUGGAAUUAGAGACUGAAGAAAUAAUGAAUAGUAUCGAAAAUAUAGCACAAGACAAUAUUUCAAAACAGCAGUGUCUCGACGACUUGAAAACCGAAGUGAUUGACCGUAUAUCAACAAUUGUACAGAUGAAGAUGAACUAUGAGGAGUUACAUCGCAAACACCAAAAGCUAGCUGAUAUGUACGAUCCCCAUCGCAUCAGGGAUUGCCUGAAGGUUGCUGCUUUGCAAGCAGAUGAAGAUGCUGAGAAUAUAGCUGAUCAAUUUCUCUUAGGUAAGAUUCCAGUUGAAACAUUUGUAACAAAAUUCGCCGAGAAAAGAGCAUUGGGACAAGCAAGAAGAGCCAGGGAGGAGAGACUAGCUCAUCAGCUCGCACAACUUGACAGAGCGACCACUUAAAUAUAACUUACUUAAUAUUGGAAAGUUAAUGAAACUCAAGAUUAAUAAUUUUAAGUUACAAGAAGGUGAUCACUUAGCAUAGUACUAGGAAGUCACAUUUUACAUUUCCACUCAAAUAUAUGUUUACCAUCCCCUCUUGCCAUUACAUAUUUUUGACAAACUAAAAACACCGUUAGCUACUAGACAGAGUUCCUUGGUAUUUCAGAAAUAAUAAAUGCAGCAAAAUUGACUCUGUGUAAAUAUAUAAUGUGGGCUCUCGGCUCAUAGGAUGAUAAUGAGGUUUUUUUUUUAUACAACUUAGAAUGGCAAACAAGCUGGCGGCCCACCUGAUGGAAAGUGGUAACCGUCGCCUAUAGACAUGAGCAGUACCAUGGACAUAACAGAGUAUACUGUUUCGCCCAUGAUACCCCCAUGCGUUGCCAUUCCUGAGGACUCAGGUGUUAUUCCUCCGUACCCAGUAAAUUCACGCCACAUCCCACCCUUCAAACCGAACAGAAACACACAACUGCUUUAUGGUUGAAACACGAAUGAGGCAGAGGUACCCAAGCAAUCGACUUUUGUACAAAGUCUUCCUCUGGUGUGGAUUUGUAAAAUUCUUUCAUUAUCUGAAAAGAUAUAUUUACAGAUUGGUCCCAUUGUAAUUUUAUCAAAAUCGGUUCAGUAAUUUAGUUUUUAAAUCAAAACAACUGGUUUAGCCUCAAUUAAAGUCUUUUUUUGGGACACAGUCAUAAAUAUAGACAAUGAUAUUUGCCCUUUAUAUAUGUCAAAUAUCACGUAAACCUGUUAAUGAAAUAUUUCAUGUAUAUCGAACUAAAUUCUAGAUUAACAAGUGAGAUAACCGAAAUGUUUGUAGAUCGUAACUACUUUUUUUAAUAAUACUAUAAAUUUAAUAUGUAAUUGCUAAGAAUUUUCUAUGAAUAUUAAAAUAUGGUCACUGCUGUAAAGUGAAUGUAUAAAUUAUACCCUUAUAAUCUAAGUGUUUUAACUUAUUUAUUGUAACCAGUAUAAUAACACAAUAAAAAAACUUUUUUCACU
Galleria mellonella (greater wax moth) is the source of this 2203-nucleotide messenger RNA. Its product is annotated as vacuolar protein sorting-associated protein 37A-like. Gene Ontology annotation, biological process: protein targeting to vacuole; ubiquitin-dependent protein catabolic process via the multivesicular body sorting pathway; protein targeting to membrane. The transcript has 3 exons. NCBI's taxonomy places the organism in Eukaryota, Metazoa, Arthropoda, Insecta, Lepidoptera, Pyralidae. Gene Ontology annotation, cellular component: ESCRT I complex. The record is from RefSeq and is a predicted model, not a curated record. The coding region runs from base 260 to 1168 and encodes 302 amino acids.